AUAAAUUCUAUUAGGAGUUCUCUGUACUAGUACUAGACUAGACAAUGCUUUGAUUAAUCGAUUUCCACUCUACCAUUCUGCCAAAGAUUUUCUUUAUAAAUAUUUGUUUUCAAAUUUGCUGCUGUGAUCUUUGAAAACACAUAGCUGUGAACGUAAGCGGCCGAAGCCAGGAAAGCUGUAAACAACCGUUGUUUUGUUAUUGUUAGACAAGGAGUGUACGAGGAGAUUCUGUUUGCGGUGAAAGAUGACGGACCAAAGCUUAAUGGACAAGUCUCUUCGUUCUGUUUUCGUGGGAAAUAUACCUUAUGAAGUAACUGAGGAGAAAUUGAAGGAUAUAUUCAGUGAAGUUGGCCCAGUGCUUUCAUUCAAGUUAGUUUAUGAUCGUGAGACCGGUAAACCAAAAGGUUAUGGAUUUUGUGAAUAUAAAGAUCAAGAGACUGCUCUUUCUGCAAUGCGAAAUUUAAAUGGCUAUGAAAUAGGUGGACGUACUCUGCGUGUUGACAAUGCCUGCACAGAGAAGUCACGUAUGGAGAUGCAGAGUCUGUUACAGGGCCCUGUUGUGGAGAAUCCAUAUGGAGAAGCAGUACAGUCAGAUAAGGCCCCUGAGGCAAUAAGCAAAGCUGUUGCAUCUUUACCACCAGAGCAAAUGUUUGAACUGAUGAAACAGAUGAAACUUUGUGUUCAGAAUAAUCCAACAGAGGCUCGCGCAAUGCUGUUACAGAAUCCACAACUAGCUUACGCUCUUCUCCAAGCCCAAGUGGUGAUGCGCAUUCUGGAUCCUCACACAGCAGUUAGUAUGCUGCACAAGGCGAAUCCUAUACUUCAACCACUCAUGCCAUUGGAUAAGCCAACAAUUACGGGACCCGUACCAGUCCCUGUUCCUGUUCCCGCACCUGCAGCAACAAUUACUGCUGUACAGCCCACACUUGCAAUGCCAGUUGCACCUGUACCUGCGCCACAACAACUAGUUGCCCCAGAUGUCACUGUAACAGUAGCCCAACAGGGGUGGACUCCGGCACCUACCCCAGUUGCUGUGCCACGUACCACAGCACUUGCUGCUCCAGUUGUAGCUCAGCCAGCUGGAGUUCAGUUCAUUCCUCCCACAGCAUCCGGUGACAUCGAUCAUCGCACUCCGGUAGUCGAUCCAAGACUGACUCGCAUGGGAGAUCAAGACCUGCGAUUGCCACCUACAGGCUUAGUUGCUGGCCCACAACCUGUUCCACCUGUGCCUAUUGCAAGAGACCACAGGGAAGCUGGGUUUGUCAAUAACUCUGCUGAACACACUCAAAAUGUGGAUGCAGUCGAGAGCUUCACCCGUGACCCAAGAGUUACUGUUGCUGACAGAUUUCCACGAGAUCCAAGGGAACGUGUGGAUCCUCGGACAGGUACAGCUCCGUUACCCGUUGCUGCUCCAAGGCCACCCGCACCGGUAGCUCCAGUGACAGCCCCAAGACCCGCUCCUGCUGCAUCGACAGCAUCUCCCAGCAGUGCACCAGGAGCAGCUUCAGAUCAGGAAAAGGCUGCUCUCAUCAUGCAAGUGUUGCAGCUUUCAGAUGAACAGAUAGCUAUGCUGCCCCCAGAACAGAGGCAGAGCAUCCUUGUUCUUAAGGAGCAGAUUGCUAAAAGCACCCAGCGUUGAUUUUUCUAUAUUUUUAUUAUUGUUUUAUCCACACAUUUAGGAAAACAACAUUCCUACUGUAAAUAAAAUAAAUAAAAAUCUAUGUAAUGAA
This is a messenger RNA of Schistocerca americana (American grasshopper), 1730 nucleotides long. RefSeq names its product cleavage stimulation factor subunit 2 tau variant (gene CstF64). Gene Ontology annotation, cellular component: mRNA cleavage and polyadenylation specificity factor complex. Bases 245 to 1639 code for a protein of 464 amino acids. Lineage: Eukaryota; Metazoa; Arthropoda; Insecta; Orthoptera; Acrididae. Gene Ontology annotation, molecular function: mRNA binding. The transcript is spliced from 9 exons. The record is from RefSeq and is a predicted model, not a curated record. Gene Ontology annotation, biological process: mRNA 3'-end processing.